Beta vulgaris subsp. vulgaris (sugar beet) is the source of this 2255-nucleotide messenger RNA. RefSeq lists its product as hypothetical. The record is from RefSeq and is a predicted model, not a curated record. Bases 1507 to 2055 code for a protein of 182 amino acids. NCBI's taxonomy places the organism in Eukaryota, Viridiplantae, Streptophyta, Magnoliopsida, Caryophyllales, Amaranthaceae. The transcript is spliced from 2 exons.
GUCUUUAUUGUGUGUUUUUUUUUAUAUAUACUUUUGAGAUUUUAUCGAAUAUUCAACUCAUAAAUAGGCUCCAAAAACAUCAAAAAAAAAUUAAUCUGAAAAUUGGGUAAGAAAUUCUAGCACUAAAAGGUUUGUGUUUUAAUUAAUUUUACAUGGGAUUUUGUGUUUUUUUUUUCUCAAUUACCUUUCUCGUAUCAAAAUACAGUGAUGUUCAUUUCAUUAUCUUUAGAUGUUGGAGAAAUAUGUGUCCUUUAUAAAAAUUAAAAUUAAAUUGGAACUUAUAGUUGACAAAAUAGAUAUAGAAUAUUGAAAUCGUAAUUUGUGGAUCGCAAAGCCGCAGACGCAAGAGAGCUUAAGGACAAGAAAGAUGGUGGAAAGUAUGAUUAGAGCUUUUAUGAGAUUGAGAUAAACUUAAUUUGGGAUGUUUUCUUGAAUGACCGAAAGUUGUCGAUGAUCAUUGAUCCCACUGUCAACUAUAAAGUAUGAUUAGUGUGGUGCAGAGGAGAUAUGUUGAUGUUAGGGGUUGAUUGGGAAGUCAACGCCUAAAUACAAUUGUUAAUGGCGGUAGAAAGUAGUAUUAAGGAACAUGAUGACAUGUCUAAUUUCUUAUAUCUAUACUUUGUGUUUAUUUCUUUUUGUUUUAUAGAAUAUUGUACUCUUUAUUUAUCUCUUUUACUAGAUGUAUGCAUAUUUAAUCAUGAUCUUUUAAUUUGCAUUGUUUUCAAUUGUUAAAUAGUAAUGGCUCGCAUUCCUUUAAGUAAACAAAAGAAGAUUGCAGCGACUUGUAUUGUGAUAUAUAGGCAGAUUAUGGUCAUGGUUAUGGAGAUAAUACUUCAUCUCAUGUAUCUUCUUUCCAUUACAAACAUUAAAAUUCCUAAGCCUAUAUCAUUUGUGUUUGAUGAUUCACUUAAAGAGCGAUUGACUGCUAGAGCUCUAAAUAUUAGGCCAAUGAUCCAAGAAAGUGACAUAGCAUGCUUGGAUAACCUUAGAAUGGACAGGGUUUGUUUUUAUAAGUUAUGUGAGAUGGUUAGAGAGGUUGGUAAAUUGCAAGGAAAUAGGAAUACAAGUUUGGAAGAAAUGGCAGCUUUAUUUCUCUUCACGCUUUCUCAUGAUACAAAAAAUCGAAGAACUCAAUUACACUUUAGAAGAAGUGGCGAAACUGUUUCAAGGCAUUUCAAUUUAGUAUUACAAGCUCUUCUUAGAUGUCAUCAUAUCUAGCUGAAAAAGCCUACAGUAGUGACAGAAAACUAUCAAGAUGAUAGGUGGAAAUGGUUUAAAGUAAGUUUACUUUGCCAUACAAAAUAACUAUUUUCAAAAUUGUUAAUUUGCAGAUUUGGUUCAUUAAUAUAUGGAUGGUUCUUCUUUUUUUUCCCCUUUGUAGAAUUGCUUAGGUGCUUUGGAUGGAACACACAUUAAGGUUCGUGUAGGGGAUAAGGAUAAAGUUAGGUUCAGAAACAGAAAAGGAGAUCUAUUACUACAAAUGUCUUAGCUGCUUGUACGCGGGAUAUGCAAUUUAUAUAUUUAUUACCUGGUGGGGAGGGUUUGGCACAUGAUAAUAGAGUACUUUGUGAUGCCUUGUUUAUACAAAAUCCAUUAAGAGUUCCUCAAGGUAACUAUUAUUUAUGUGAUGCUGGAUACAUGAACUGUGAGGGUUUUUUGACGCCAUUUAGAGGCCAAAGAUACCAUUUGAGUAUUUGGAAACGUGGUUCUCUUCCUUCAUCAGCUGAAGAGUAUUACAAUAUGAAGCAUUCUCAAGCAAGGAACGUGAUUGAGAGAUGUUUUGGGUUACUAAAAAUGAGAUGGGGUAUCCUAAGACAUACAACUUGGUAUCAUCGAAAGACAGUUAGUCGAAUUAUCUUGGCUUGUGAUCUUGUGCAUAACUUCAUUCGAACAUAUAUGUCUGUUGAUCCUAUGGAGUCUCUGCUUGUUGAUAACAUGGAAGACAAUGAUGGUGAUAAUAUUGAAAUCAUGGAAACAAGUGCAACAUGGAAUGCUUUUAGACAGGAGCUAGCAAAUGAGAUGUAUAACACAUGGAUUCAAACUAGAAACCCUUGAUUAUAUUUGCUUUGAAAUCUUUUUUGUACUUCCAAGUGUACUACUUGUAAUGGAUGACUAUAUUUUGGCAUAUGUAGUGAAUGCUUUGUUUUGCAUACUUUUGAUGUUAUUGACCAUAUAUGUAUAUAUAUAUAUAAACAUUUCUCUCUACAAUAUUUCCAUUGACAUUUGUACAUGUUCUGUACUUGUUGCAUUUUAUU